Chelonus insularis is the source of this 1455-nucleotide messenger RNA. Its product is annotated as 8-oxo-dGDP phosphatase NUDT18. The coding region runs from base 429 to 1427 and encodes 332 amino acids. The transcript has 4 exons. The record is from RefSeq and is a predicted model, not a curated record. Gene Ontology annotation, molecular function: magnesium ion binding; 8-oxo-GDP phosphatase activity; 8-oxo-dGDP phosphatase activity. NCBI's taxonomy places the organism in Eukaryota, Metazoa, Arthropoda, Insecta, Hymenoptera, Braconidae.
UGGUAGUAUGUGUAAUAAAAACAGGCAAAUGCAUAUGAAGGUGUACAUAAAAAUAAAAAAAAUGUUUUAAUUUCUCUAACUUAUCCAACGAGAAAGGCAUUAGGAGUGUUAUUCCAUGUAAGAAACUUUAUUGAAUGCAUUAAAUCGACUCUAGUGAUGACCUAGAAUGUAAGAAAGCUUAAGAAAAUGGCAUGAAAUAACUUGUAUGCUUUAUGAAUUUAUUUAUCUACGUGUCAGUGAAUCGAAAAUAAAGAGGAUAAACGUCAUAAGUGAUUUGAACACGAUGUCUGGAUGUUAAAACAUAUUAUUGUAACUUUUUUAUUUUGUUAAUUUUUUAUUGUUUAUUUAUUACAAAAAAAUAUUUCUCAAUAGUGCAUCAGUGUUGAAUACAAUUUCUUUAUUUAUUUAAAUUAUAAAUAUUUGUAAAAAUGCCAGAUGCAAUUGAAGAAAAAAUCCAAAAUGUUCUCCAAGCAUUGAGCUUAAAUGACUCUGAAGAAAUUUGUGAUUUUACUUUAUCUCAGCAAAAUGAUGCUAUUGAAGCAAAAGGAGUGAAACCAACAGUCAGUUCAGAUUACGUUCCUAUCUGUCAAAAAACAGUUACUUACAUCGUUGCUGCAGUGAUAUUUAAUGAUAAAGACCAAGUAUUAAUGGUCCAAGAAGCCAAACCUUCAUGUGCUGGAAAAUGGUAUCUACCGGCUGGUCGAGUAGAACCAAAUGAAAAUUUAUUAGAAGCUGUUAAACGUGAAGUACUUGAAGAAACUGGAUUAAAAAUGGAGCCAAAAUCAUUGAUUAUGGUAGAAUGUGCUAGUGGUUCAUGGUUUAGAUUUGUAAUGGCUGGAACAAUAACAGGCGGAAAUUUAAAAACACCUGACCAAGCUAAUGAAGAAUCAUUACAAGCAUCUUGGAUUGACAAUAUUAAUGAUUUACCAUUGAGAUCAUCAGACAUUCUACCAUUGAUUCAACGAGCACGUGACUUUCAUAAUGCCGUCAAUCCACCUUGGUAUGCAUCAAUUCUUCCGGUUGAAAAAUCGUGGAAUAAAUUAUUGCUCAGACUUAUCGUGUGUAUAAAAAAAAAAGCUACAAAUCGUAUGCAUGUAUUAAUAUCUGAAAAAUCGUAUCUUCAUUUACCAAUGUGCGAAAUAAACCCUGGCAAAAAUGUACACUCAACACUACAUAGAUUUAUGGUUGAAAUUUUCGGGGAACAAGUUGCUUCACAUCGACCUCACGGUUUAUUAUCAGUAGAAUUCAGUGGAGAAACACAAGGGGAUGGAUUAUGUCUAACGUUAUUAGUAUCAUUCCGUCCUGCAUUGGAAGAAGUAAAAAUAAAUGGAAAAUACGUAUGGCAUGAGAUAUCAAAAAAUAUAGCUGAUUUAAUAGCGGAUAGGUUACCGCGUAAUAUGACAAUACCACUAAAUGUUAUACGCUAAUAAAUUAUUUUGACGGACCGAUGAGAAA